Messenger RNA from Coregonus clupeaformis (lake whitefish), 2429 nucleotides. Its product is annotated as gastrula zinc finger protein XlCGF57.1-like. The record is from RefSeq and is a predicted model, not a curated record. Bases 229 to 2025 code for a protein of 598 amino acids. NCBI's taxonomy places the organism in Eukaryota, Metazoa, Chordata, Actinopteri, Salmoniformes, Salmonidae. The transcript has 2 exons.
UGUGAGCAGGAGUGGAGCCCCAGUCUGGGGCAGGAGGACCCAGAGCCCACACAGAUUAAAGAGGAACAGGAGGAACUUGAGACCAGUCAGGAGGAAGAGGGGCUUCAAGGGCUCUUAGAUACCAAAGACUCCAUAUUCACUCCUUCCUGUGUGAAAAGUGAAUGUGAUCAGGAGGACCCACUUCACGAAGCCGUACUAACUGAUUACCCCCCUCUCAGUCGACUGAAAAUGUCAAAACUACAGUCGUUUCAUGUGUUUUUAAAUGAGCGUUUAACGGCGUCUGCUGCUGUGGAGAUUUUCGGGGCAGUUGAGAAAACGGUAGCGGAGUACCAGGAGGAGAAUGAUUGGCUAAGGAGACUGCUGCGGAUCAAACCGGAGAUAAAAUUAUGUAGAAUAGACUCCCUCCAGUCCUCUCUCGCUGUCUCUGGAGAGGAGGUUCCCCCUGAGCAGCAGCACUGUGAGCAGGAGUGGAGCCCCAGUCUGGAGCAGGAGGACCCAGAGCCCACACAGAUUAAAGAGGAACAGGAGGAACUUGAGACCAGUCAGGAGGAAGAGCGGCUUCAAGGGCUCUUAGAUACCAAAGACUCCAUAUUCACUCCUUCCUGUGUGAAAAGUGAAUGUGAUCAGGAGGACCCACUUUGGUCCUUGACUCUUCCCCAAACCCAGACUGUGGAGAACAGAGAGAGUGACUCUAAACCAGUAGAUCUUAAACCUUUUGGCACUUUGACUCAUCUAAAGGGUCUCAACAUUCCCUGUGACCCUCCAGAUAAUCAAAACAAUGUCUCUAGCCACAGCUCAGCCGUAAGCAGUGACCCAGUAGGACUGGACAACAGCCCACCAUUGGAUCACAACCCACCAUUGGAUCACAACCCACCAUUGGAUCCCAGCCCACCAUUGCAGAAACAUUGUUUGAAACCCAGCAUCACAUCUAGAAAAAUUCACAGCUGCCAUGACUGUGGUGAAACAUUUGAUUUGAAAGCUGACAUGCAGAGACAUGUGACUCUCACCAAGAAGAGACCCAUUGAAUGCCACAAAAAAUGCUACAACUCCACCUGUAAACGGAAUCCCGUGGAGAAAUCCUGUACCUGCCCCGUUUGUUGCAAGACCUUGAAUUACAAAAGAUAUCUGUCCAAGCACAUAAAGAAUCACACAGGAGAGAAACCAUUUAGCUGUGGUGACUGUGGGAAAAGCUUCAAUCGAAGGUGGAACCUAACCAUGCACGAACUGACUCACACAGUUGAGAAACCAUUUAGUUGUGGUGACUGUGGGAUAAGCUUCAAACGGAAGGGGCACCUAACCAGGCAUAAACUGAUUCACACAGGUGAGAAACGUUUUAGCUGUGAUGACUGUGGGAUAAGCUUCAGUCUCAAGGAUAACUUAACCAGGCAUAAACUGAUUCACACAGGAGAGAAAUCUUUACGCUGUGAUGACUGUGGGAAAAGCUUCAGUUUCAAGAAGAAUCUAACAAUGCAUAAACUGAUUCACACAGGAGAGAACCCAUUUAGCUGUAAUGACUGUGGGGAAAGCUUCAGUCUCAUGAAGAAUCUAUCCAUGCAUAAACUGAUUCACACAGGAGAGAACCCAUUUAGCUGUGAUGACUGUGGGAUUAGCUUCAGUCUCAAAAAGAACUUAGUCAGGCAUAAACGGAUUCACACAGGAGAGAAACCAUAUAGCUGUGAUGACUGCGGGAAAAGCUUCAGUCGGAAAGGAGACCUAGGGAAGCAUGUACGGACUCACACAGGAGAGAAACCAUUUAUCUGUGGUGAUUGCGGGAAAAGCUUCAGUCAGAAUGGAGACCUACGGAAGCAUGAACGGAUUCACACAGGAGAGAAACAAUUUAGCUGUGGUGAUUGUGGGAAGUGCUUCAAUCAGAAGGGAAACCUAACCAAUCAUAUUCGGACUCACACAGGAGAGAAACCGUUUAGCUGUGGUGACUGUGGGAAAAGCUUCAAUGUCAGGGGGAACCUAAAUGCUCAUAAACUGACUCACACAGAAGAGAAACAACAUGGCCGCUCAGUCUGGUGAAAGUUUCACUAAGAAGACUAAUCUGCUGAACAUUUUAACAUUUUAAAAGCAUGUAAAAACAACAUCCACAAAGAAAGAAAACAAGACAAAUAAAGAAAUGUUGUACACAGACACAGAGAGUGGACUAAGCAGAGAAAAAUGGCAUUGUGAGUGCAGCUGAACGCUUUUUGAGACUCAGUGAUUUUACAGCAGAGGCCUUGGAAUGUUCCGCCCUCACAGGCCCCUGAGUCUGUAGGGAUGUGAUUUGAAUUGGAAUGUGAGAAGUGGGAUGGUUUUUUAAUGUCUUUUUUUUUUACUGUCGUUUUUUCUAUUGUUCACUACCCUGUAAAGUAGCUGGCAGCAAUAUACAGUGCGUUCGGAAAGUAUUCAGACCUCUUGACUUUUCCACAUUUUGUUACGUUACA